Molecule: messenger RNA, 288 nt
Organism: Ramularia collo-cygni
Lineage: Eukaryota; Fungi; Ascomycota; Dothideomycetes; Mycosphaerellales; Mycosphaerellaceae
Product: related to H+-transporting ATP synthase inhibitor precursor, mitochondrial
Exons: 1
Coding region: 1-288 (95 amino acids)
Biological process (GO): negative regulation of ATP-dependent activity
Cellular component (GO): mitochondrion
Molecular function (GO): ATPase inhibitor activity
Source: RefSeq, a predicted model, not a curated record
AUGUCAGCCAUCACCAACUCCAUCGCCCGCACUGUGCGCUCCACUCCAUCUGUUCGCUCCUUCUCCAUCGCAGCACGGAGAAUGGCAGGCGGCGAUACCGGCGCUACUCGCUCCGGUGGUGCAGCCCAGGGUGACGCCUUCACCAAGAGAGAGAAGGCCAACGAGGAUCUCUUUGUCCGUGAACAGGAGAAGCAUAAGCUCGAGCAGCUGAAGAAGAAGAUUCAGGAUCAGGAGUCAGCGCUUGAGAAAGAUCGUGCGGAGGCGGAAAAGCUUUCCGGCAAGAAAUAA